AUGUGCCAACUGUCCAGUUCGUUGCAUAUUUUCCUGGGAUUCUCAGACAGAAGUGCGGGAGUCUGCUGCGCUACACUGCUACAGCCGUACAGCGUCAGCGCCGCCACGCUGACGGCGCUCAGCUACCACGUCUACCGCGAGUACAACACCAAGAAGACCACGGGCCAGUCCUGGAAGGAGCUGGCCAGCGAGCGACAGCGCAACGCCGCCGCCGUCUUCUGCGGCUACGUGCAGGCCUUCCAGCACGGACUGCGCAGCGCGCGCCAACACCUCCACGCCGGACGCGUCGACGAGGCCAUCGCCGUUCUGACGGGCUGCCUGCAGCAGUGGCAGUUCCGGAAGCAGACGCUGCGCGCCCUGAAACGCCACCUGCACCCCGAGUUGUUCGCGCGGCUGGUGAGCAGUCUGGUGGAGCGCCGGCUGUGCGACUGCCAGGACGUGCUCAGCCACCUGUCGGCCGCUGCGCCGCGGCCGCCCGCCUCCCGCGUCGGCCUCAACAUGGACCUCCAACCGCCCAGCGACACCGCCGGCAGGGCCUACCAGCCCCCGGCCGGGCUCCCCUAGAGGACACCUCCGAGGCGCUGCGGUUCCACGCUGCUGUUGCAGCGCUGCGUUUCUGGGUGUUGUCAGUUUGCGGGUGAUAUUUCGGUAUUUAUUUCUGUUUGGUGUUAUCAGCGUUGAUGUCGUUUCCAGAUCUGAACGCCUGAACCGGGUUCCUGUUGCGUUGUGGUUGGUAGUUGGUGAUGUCGUUUCCGAUUCUCCCGAUAUGUGAUGUAGUCAUUUUGGGCGGUAAAUGCAUUAUGAAAUGCUGCGUUGCGCGCAUUCAUCAUUAAAGAG
Paramacrobiotus metropolitanus is the source of this 837-nucleotide messenger RNA. RefSeq lists its product as uncharacterized. Bases 1 to 564 code for a protein of 187 amino acids. The transcript is spliced from 3 exons. NCBI's taxonomy places the organism in Eukaryota, Metazoa, Tardigrada, Eutardigrada, Parachela, Macrobiotidae. The record is from RefSeq and is a predicted model, not a curated record.